UUCCCCUUCUCUCAAGAUGGAGGACUCCGAUAGGAGGACGCGCGCGAGGCGGCGGUUUAGCGUCGUCAUCCCUCAGCUUGUGCUGCUCCUCGUUCUCGGAUUCUACCGUGUCUGGACGGCCUCGGCCCAGCUCCAAUCCCUGCGCGCCGCCGCGGCUCCUGGAGGUAGAUCACGCAAUGCGCGGUAUCUCGGUGAGAUUACCAAUGCCGCCAGGCAGAAUGCGGCAGGGCUUGUGGAAUCAAGCGAGGAUCACAGGCAUUGCGCCAGCAUCGACAACCUCCCGCCCCGGCGGCGCUGCGAGCACGCGCGCCUCCACUGCAAGAACGGCCGCAGCGUCCUCAACUACGUCUCAUUGCACUACUGCGCGCUGGAUCAGAGAUCUUGGCUGUCGGUACCACUCCUCCUCGCCGCUGUUCUCCUGGCCUUCUUCUGCCUGGCAGAGACCGCCGAAAGAUUCUUCUCGCCGGUGGCAACGCUCAUGGUGGAGAUGCUUAGCAUGUCUCCAACGAUGGGGGGAGUGACGCUGCUGGCCCUGGGGAAUGGAGCUCCAGACGUCUUCGCCUCCAUGGCCGCUAUCGGGGGUGGGAAUUCUCGCAUUGGGCUGGGGGCGAUCAUCAGCGCUGGGACCUUCGUCUCGGCGUUUGUGGUGGGAUCUGUGGCGCUCGUCGCGGCUCCAUUCUCCGUGAAGCCGCUGCCAUUCGUGCGAGACGUGGUGUUCUACCUGGCGGCCGUGGGGCUCGUGUUCUUGGUCUACAUGAAAGGGGUGGUGACGUUCUGGCAGGCCGUGGGAUUCGUGAGCUUCUACGCGGUUUUCAUUGUGGUGGUGGUGGUCAUGGAUCUGGCAAGGGAAGCACAGUUGGAUCACGACCAAGUGCCGCAAAAGCUCGUCCAAGCCGGGAUCGAUGAGAUCUACGUAGAAGCCGAUGCCGAGCGCUUGAAUCUGUGCCAGGAAUCGUUUCGAAAGUCCUGGAAGGAUUUCCUCGCCAGCUUCUGGGAUUUCAAAGUAGCAAGUCUCAGCUCUUCCAAGAUACGAUCGAUGCUCCAAGCUCCCUUGCACGUAAUUCUCAGAGCCACUAUCCCCGAGAUCAAUCCUUUCAACUGGAGCCGAGCCUACUCCACCGCCAACUUCGUUUUCUGCCCGCUCCUGCUGCUCGUCAUGUUCCGUUCCAUGAUCCCCAUCGACCACCCCGUCGUGUUCUUCGUUUCCAGCGUCAAGCUCCCACUCUGGUCCCUCGUCCUCGUCCAAAACCUCUUCCUGGCAGCCGCCUUCUUCGUCUCCACAAAGCAUCCACCCGAGUCCACGCAGUUCCCGGUGGCCUUCAUGGCCUUCGUGAUGAGCGUGCUCUGGAUCUCCUUCGUAGCCAGCGAGCUCCUCGGUUGCCUGGCGGCUCUGGGAAUCGUGCUGGGAGUCUCUCCGGCUCUGCUGGGCCUGACGGUCCUGGCGUGGGGAAACUCCAUGGGGGACUUGGUCGCGGACAUUGCCAUCGCUCGUGCCGGGAAGCCCGAGAUGGCCAUCGCGGGCUGCUUUGCCGGUCCCAUGUUUAACAUGCUCGUCGGCCUGGGCUUUGCUCUCGUCCUCCACACUUCCUAUCUCAAGCCCCCGGAGUAUUACCUCUCAUACCAUCCGAGCUUGCUGAUAGCUUUCGGGUUUUUGUUCACUAGUCUGGUGGGAUCUCUACUCGUCGUCGCUUGCUCGAAGUUCCAAGUCACCAGGACGUGGGGGCUAUGCUUGAUCGGGCUGUAUUUUAUCUUUACGUUGGUCAGCGUGUUCUCGGGCACAUUAAGUUAGUUCGACAACGAGAGACAAAAGAAGCAUUCGAAUCAAUCCGAUAGAACAACAAAACGUACAGUUA
Messenger RNA from Selaginella moellendorffii, 1853 nucleotides. Its product is annotated as cation/calcium exchanger 5. The transcript is spliced from 2 exons. Bases 17 to 1789 code for a protein of 590 amino acids. Gene Ontology annotation, molecular function: monoatomic cation transmembrane transporter activity. The record is from RefSeq and is a predicted model, not a curated record. Gene Ontology annotation, cellular component: membrane. NCBI's taxonomy places the organism in Eukaryota, Viridiplantae, Streptophyta, Lycopodiopsida, Selaginellales, Selaginellaceae. Gene Ontology annotation, biological process: monoatomic cation transport; transmembrane transport.